Apis cerana (Asiatic honeybee) is the source of this 3361-nucleotide messenger RNA. It is a transcript of the gene cdm, whose product is annotated as importin-13-like protein cdm. Gene Ontology annotation, biological process: protein import into nucleus. The record is from RefSeq and is a predicted model, not a curated record. Gene Ontology annotation, cellular component: cytoplasm. Gene Ontology annotation, molecular function: small GTPase binding. Lineage: Eukaryota; Metazoa; Arthropoda; Insecta; Hymenoptera; Apidae.
UGUCGGCCGAUAGCGAAAGAUGUCGUUUUUGCGCGCAAUCAUGAAAUUUUGAAGACGGUCGAAAAAUCGAAAAGGACUGUGUAAACAGGGAUUAAGCAAUUUAUGUGCAAGAAUUUCAUACGGGACCACGCUUUAAAUGAUUUACAAAGAAGAUGAUAGUAUAUUUAUUAGUGAAAGAAACAUUGAAACGAAUUAAAUAUAAAAUUCUGACGAAAUUAGGCGAAAGAAGUAAUUCUUUAAUGACAAUGAGGUCUUUUCAAGUAUAAAUUUAGUAGUUAUCGAACAUAUAAGAUUAUUUAUAAAAUUUAGCAAACAAUUUACGAUGGAUUAUGCAACUGUAAUCGAUCAAGCUGUGAAACAGUUUUACGCGGAAGGAAAUAAUGAUGUGCAUGCAUGGCUCCUCAGGGUUCAGGCCUCACCAGAAGCCUGGACUUUUGUCUGGGAACUUCUUGAUCCUUCUAAGUCAAGGGAAGCUCAAUUUUAUGCAGCUACUACAUUGCAUGCCAAAAUUUCUAAGCAAUGGGAAGAAGUACCCAAGAGUGAAUAUCCUGCUUUGCAGGAACGUUUAAUAAACUUUAUGAAGCAGCCAAAUAUGCCAAAGGUUGUUCUGUCUAAACUCUGUCAUGCGUUAGCUGGAUUUGUAGCAAAUACUUGCGCAGUAGCAGAGAAUGAUGACAAGGAUAAAAAUGUUGUAGAUGAACUAAUGCGGAUGUUAUCAUAUAAUUCUCUUCCUAUGUUAGAACUAUUAUUACGUACACUUUCUGUUUUACCUAUAGAGUUUGAAAGAAGACAUGAAGCAAGACGAGCCAAAUUACAUGAAUGUUUAGUAAAUGGAUGGUAUAAGACAACCUGGCUUUUACAACAAGUUUUUUUAAUGUGCAAUCCAAACUCUCAAGACAUUGAUAAUGAUAUGCACUUAUUAGCUAUGGAAUGUGCAUUAGCUUGGCUUAAAGUUGGUCAACUUCCCCUUGAGGCAACAGGACAAAUAUAUUCUCAUUUGUUAGCAGCUGCAGCAUAUUAUGCUCCAAGCAGGGAAGGACAUGAUGAAGAAAAUGUCAGAGGCUGGGAAGUUGUACAAGAAUGCUUGAAUAUGAUAGUAACUCAUAGUGAGCUUACAAAGAGACCACAAACAUUGUGGGAAUGGACACAUAGUUUGGUAACCAUGGCAAGGCAAUAUAAUAGAAAAUAUUUUUGUGAAAUUUUAACUGCAAUUGGAGAAGCUCAUAGUAGAACAUUUCUAAAUGCUUUAGUGGAAGAAGGAAAUGAAACACAAAAAUGGACUGUUGAAGGUUUAAUUGAAUUACUUUUGCAAUGUUCUGAACAAGAAGGAAGAUAUCCUACAAAUGAAACUCGCAGUUCUAUUCCAUUUGGAUUUUGGUACGCCUUACAGGACUAUCUUCCUACUCUCGACCAGCCUUACGAAAGUCGUGCUUUGUUGAUUCUGAAACCUGUUUAUGCAAGAUUAGUUCAAGCAUUAUUAAGAAAAUCAACACUUCCUUCGUCUCUUAGCGAAGCAGGAGAUGCAGAUGAACGAGAGCUUUUCAGAUGUUAUAGACAAGAUGUGGCAGAUGCUUUGGAUUAUUGUUACAGAGUGUUAGGACAAGAUUUACUAGUGCUUCUAGGACAAAGGCUGAGUCAGACAUUAGAUAACUCCGGAAAAUGGACAGAAGUAGAAUCUACAUUGCAUGCUUUUGAGGCUUUAGCAGACAGUGUUGGUAUUGAGGAAUCCCACUACAUUCCUGCUUUGAUGGAUUUGGUUCUUAGUCAUAUCCCAUACGAUCAUUACCCUGGAGAGGUACUUGCAUGUGCAUGUUCAACAAUGGGAGCAUAUGCAGAAUGGAUCGGAGAACAUCCAGAUCCUUGGCUUGAAAGAGUGCUCCGAAUUGUUACUUUAGGAUUAACAAGAGGUUCGGUGACAGCACCUUUUGCUACUAUGGCUUUAAAAGAUUUAGCUCGAGAAUGUGAGCAACAACUUACACCUUUUGCUCCAUCUAUUCUUAAUACUAUUGAACGAACUCUUCCGAAUGUUACUCCAGGAUGUGCAGAGGGUUUGCGAUUAAUGUAUGCAGCUGGAAAAUUAUUGAAUACUUUACCUUCUGUUGAUGAACAAUUAGCUCACUUAGAUGCUACAUUAGGUUUAUGUAUAAUAAAAAUUCGAGAACUUCUGCAACAGCCUUGGUUUAUAGCACGUGGUGCAGUGAUAAAUCAAUUAAAAAUGGCUACCAUGUUUUUCUCUACAUUGGAAGGUUCUAUUGGAAAGGCUGUGUUAGAUGGUUUACUACCAAUAUUUAGUCAAAUCGUUGCUCAUCCCGAAUGGGGUCAAGAUAAUUUCACAUUAGAAGAGAUGUAUAUUUGCGCUCAAAAAUCCUUAACGUCAUUGUUGCAUCCAGAGGAAGAUGCUCGACCUCUGCUUCUUAUCUUGGCAAACUCGUAUAAGACUUGGCCUCAUCCCGCUGCCUUAAAUCUUCUUCGACAACUUGUAUUAUUAUUUGGACGAGAUCCGAACAACAUAAUAGGUCCCGUUUUCGCGGAUAUAAGUUCAAUUACUCUAUGUGGUGUUAGGGCUUGCAGAUCUGUAAAUGGAAAUUUAUCUGAUUGGGCAGAAUUAAUGGAAGCAUAUCUUGGAUUAUUGGCUCAAAUUUGCAAAAAAAACACCAGAAUGUUGUUACAAAUUCCUGAUCAAAUUCCUGAAAUGUUGCAAUGUGGAAUUGACUGCUUGACGUUACCAGAAACGGGUACCGUCAGAGCAGCCGGACAUUUUCUUACUCAUGCUAUUACUCAGAGUCCACAUUUACAGACGUUCGUACAACCAAUUGGUCAACAAUUAGUUUCUGUGAUUUUGCAGUGUGUAGGAGGCGAAGUACCACGGAGUAAUCUGGAGCCUCACGCAGAAGUUUUAUUGACAUUAAAUAAGACAUGCAUAGAAUGGACAGCACAGUGGCUUCGUGUCGCCUUCGAGAAACAUGGUGCCUUAUUCACAAUUUCGCAAGCACAAAAGGACGCUUUCGUUAAAAAUGUGCUGCGAGAACGAACAAACAAACGGAUGUGUGAAUUAUUGCAAAAUUUUAGCUUGCAGAAUUUAUCUUCAGCAAAUAAUUGGAAUAUAAUGACACGCAAGCAAUAAAAGAGAAAAAGAAAAGGUAACAAAAAAUAAUUAAUCACAAUAAUGAAUUAAAGAAUAAGCCAAUUAUUAAAUAAACGCUACUCUAUUCUAUGUAAAAUAUCUUUUGUCGCGGAUUAAUUUGAUAAGGGUAACGUUUAUCUUUUAUAUAACAAAUAAUUUUAAAUAAAAACUAUAAUGUGUAUAUUAAAAAAAUUACAUAUACAAAGAAAAAGCGAUAAACAAAUGUAUAUUACAUAA